Striga asiatica is the source of this 1653-nucleotide messenger RNA. NCBI's taxonomy places the organism in Eukaryota, Viridiplantae, Streptophyta, Magnoliopsida, Lamiales, Orobanchaceae. The record is from the annotation of a GenBank genome assembly.
CAAAGAUUUUGGGGUCUUUCCACUUCAUCUUUUGUUUUGGUUUGAAAGCUCAAAUUAAACUCUCUCUCUAUCUCUCAAACUCUCAAGUCACAUUGUCUCACAAAUGUGGUAUUUUCAUUUGACUCUCUAUUGACAUGUAUUUUGUUAUUUUUUUUUUCUUUUCAUUGAAAAUUCAGUUUAAAAAGGAAAUUUAGAUGAUGAGUGGAGAAGGAAGUGAAGGAGUGAAGUCUAGUCAUCAUCCUUACCCACCUCCUUUGGCUACGUAUGAAGAUGUUGCCAGCUCACGUGAUCUCUUUACAGACACUCUCAAGAAGUUUCAUGCUUCUAUGGGAACUAAAUUCAUACAGGUUUUAAAGGAUAAGAGAUGGAAAGAAGUUACUUCGACUUUCAGCUUCCCCUCAUCAGCAACAAAUGCAUCUUUUAUUCUACGCAAGUAUUACGUCUCACUCCUUUACCACUACGAACAAACGUACUUAUUCAAGGCUAAGUGCUGGACUCCUUCACCUGCGGAUACCAUGCAACAUUUGUCUGCAAAUAUUACAACUGCUCAUGGAUUUUCCGGAUAUGGGCCGCCAGCUGCUCAACAACAAAUUCAUGCUUCAGCUAGUAAUUCAACUUCAAAAUUGCCCCAAGCAGCAUCAGCAGGUUCAGCAGUUUGUGGUGUAAUCGAUGGAAAAUUCGAGAGUGGAUAUCUGAUCACAGUUAAAAUAGGGCAAGAUGAGUUCAAAGGGGUCCUCUAUCAGGUCCCAACAAACCACAACACACAAUCUUUUCCAAGUCAACAAAAUUUUGUGGAUGUGUCAAAACCGCCAGGUGGACGUCGCAAGCGUAGAAAGAAGUCGGAAAUAAGAAAACGAGACCCGUCUCAUCCCAAGCCCAACAGAAGCGGCUACAAUUUCUUUUUUGCCGAGCAGCACGCGAAGCUCAAGCCACUUUACCAUGGAAAAGAUAGAGAGAUAAGUAGGAUUAUUGGGGAGACUUGGAACAAGUUGCUAGAACCCGAGAGAUCAGUUUAUCAAGAGAAAGCUGUGAAGGACAAGGAGAGGUACAAGAUUGAAAUGGAGGAUUAUCGGGAAAGAUUAAGGACAGGCCAAAUCCCUAUACGUCAGCCGCCGAUAAUCAACUUGAACGAUUUCGACCCAAAUCUUGUUGGUAGUAUGUAUGAGGCCAAAAGUAGCAGCUUGGAUUUGGAGGAUGAAAACGAAAGUGGUGCUGACAAGGAUUUUGGGGAAUGUUCGAAACCCAACAACCAACUCAAGAACGUUGAUAUCAUGGAGGACAACAUGGCAUUUGAGUUUGCAGAGAAAGGUGAUGUGCACAACAACGAGGAUUUGUCGGCUGAUCGAGAAGAUGGAGUAUCGGUUCCCAUAUCCUAAUAACGAUGGAGCUUAAGAUUUGAAAAUAUGGUGGCAUAUUGGUUUGAUAGAGUUGAACUUUGCUCCUCAUUUACUCCUAUCCUCAUUCAUUGGCCCAACGCUUGUGCAACUACUCAAAUUCUUUUCCAAAUCAAUGGACGAUAGUUUCUUUAAUUUCUAUCCUUCAAUCAUCUCAACAAACAUCUAGCUGUUCACCUUGGUUUCUACUUAGAGGUUUUUGAUUAGUUGCAAUUUCAGUUCGAGUAUUUGAUAAAUGAGAUUUAAAUUAACAUCUUGG